AUGGGCACAACUCUUGUAUUAACUGUGAUCCUCGCUCUGUUACAAACAGUGGCGAGCACUCCGGAAUCCUCAUCCAAUGUCACCACUACCACUCAAUUGAGCUUUACUGCAGUCGACAACAGAUUCAAUGCUGAAACCCUUGUUCUUAAAUCAAAUAUGUUUUCCAACGGCAAUGAAAAGGAAGCGAAGAAUGUUCAGGAUUACACUAUCAUAAAGAUGGGAGAUGAAAAUCAAUGGCGGGCCCUCAACGACAAUAGCAGUUCGCUCGUUGUCCUCAGCAACUGGUCAUCAGAGGCCGCUGAGUUUCGGUUGGCAAAAUGUGGUUUUUUCUUCAACUACACUAUCAACAUUCGACCUAAUACAAUUUUCAAUGUAGAUAGAGACCUCCUCAACGCAUUCAAUCAGAUCAAACACACUUACUGCUCAAACGGAACCGAUGAUGAUUUGAGCUUCCAACUUCUGGUCACUCGUCUUCCGCCUUCUGUUGACAUUUUAAUCCGGUUCAGUGUACUGCCCAUCCCAGAAGACAUUCUUGGCUCAUCCGUCAUCUAUUUCAUCUGGUAUUCUAUGUCUGCGGCAAUAACAGCCAUUUUCUUAAUCUGCUAUUUUUCUUUCCUGGGCUGUGCAUACCGUCAAAACCAGAAUAAGGCAACAUAUUACGUCAAUCCAAAAACCGCUGCGACUAACUGUGCCAGUAUUUUCGUUCACCCAUCAUCCAGAAAAAGCUUCUCAAACGCAUAA
This is a messenger RNA of Caenorhabditis remanei, 741 nucleotides long. RefSeq lists its product as uncharacterized. The record is from RefSeq and is a predicted model, not a curated record. NCBI's taxonomy places the organism in Eukaryota, Metazoa, Nematoda, Chromadorea, Rhabditida, Rhabditidae. The coding region runs from base 1 to 741 and encodes 246 amino acids. The transcript has 3 exons.